AUCAUUCCCCUUUACAAAAGAGGACGCUGACGCCCGAUGGGCGUCAGGGUUUCUUCCUUGCGCGCAGUGCGGAUUCAGGCUAACCGACUGGAUCUGGUUUAUCUGAAGAUGAAAAAAAAGAAUGGCAAACCCACUUUCCGGAUUUCUUCAAGCCGACGCGGGUGAGGUGUGCGAGCGCGCCCGGGAUCCGCACUGAGUGAAGUUCCGCAGAGCCGGGAGACCGAGGAGAUGGGUCAGCCUGGGUAGCUGCCCUUGUCCAGCGCAACCCAAGACACCUGCGCGCCGGGUGGAGCCAGGGCUAGGGGUGGGGCCUGGGCUCCGGGAAGGGGGCGGGCCUGCCUUCCUCCAGUGCAAAUGCGUCCUGGAGUGGUUUGUCCUACGUUGCGGCCCGUAGAGGCGCCGACUCACCGCCUCUUCUCCGGGAGUGGCGGAGAUUCGAUCAUGUGACAGUCCGGAGGCCAGAACCGGGCAGGUUGCGUGAAGCGCAGGGGUUUGACAAAAACAAACGGUGACGGCGCCGCGGAAGGGUCUAUGGCCGAGGCGGUGAAGCCCCAGCGCCGGGCCAAGGCCAAGGCCAGCCGGACUAAAACAAAGGAAAAGAAGAAAUAUGAAACCCCUCAGAGGGAAGAGUCCAAUGAAGUCUCCCUUCCAAAAACCUCCAGAGAGCAGGAAAUCCCUUCUCUAGCCUGUGAAUUCAAAGGAGACCAUCUGAAGGUGGUAACUGAUUCCCAGCUCCAGGAUGAUGCCAGUGGACAAAAUGAGAGUGAAAUGUUUGAUGUACCACUCACCUCCUUAACUAUAAGCAAUGAAGAGUCCCUGAUGUGUAAUACAGAGCCCCCAAAGGAAGGGGGAGAGGCCAGACCCUGUGUGGGGGACAGUGCAGUCACUCCAAAGGUCCACCCUGGAGACAAUGUUGGAACUAAAGUAGAAACCCCCAAGAACUUCACAGAGGUAGAGGAAAAUAUGUCGGUACAAGGUGGACUUUCAGAAAGUGUACCCCAAUCUAAUUUUUCUUAUACUCAGCCAGCAAUGGAAAAUAUACAAGUCAGAGAAACUCAGAAUAGUAAAGAAGACAAACAAGGCCUGGUUUGUUCUUCAGAGGUGCCACAGAAUGUUGGCUUGCAGAGUUCUUGCCCAGCCAAACAUGGUUUUCAGACACCUAGAGUGAAGAAACUGUAUCCCCAGUUGCCAGCUGAAAUUGCUGGAGAAGCACCAGCUUUGGUGGCAGUGAAACCCUUGCUUCGCAGUGAGCGACUCUACCCAGAACUCCCGUCUCAACCGGAACUAGUACCAUUUACUAAAGAACAGCUAAAAAUCUUGGAGCCUGGUUCAUGGCUAGAAAAUGUCGAGUCAUAUUUAGAAGAAUUUGACAGCAUGGCUCAUCAAGACAGGCAUGAAUUUUAUGAGUUGCUUUUGAACUACUCACGAUGUAGGAAGCAACUGCUGCUGGCUGAAGCUGAGCUGCUUACUCUGACAUCUGAUUGCCAAAAUGCUAAAAGUCGGCUGUGGCAGUUUAAGGAGGAACAAAUGUCUGUACAGGGUAUCUGUGCAGAUCAAGUGAAAGUUUUCAGCUAUCAUCGCUACCAAAGAGUAGAAAUGAAUGAAAGUGCACUGGUGGAGCUGAAGAAGCUAUUCGAUGCCAAAUCUGAGCACCUCCACCAGACCCUGGCCCUUCAUUCUUAUACUUCUGUGCUCUCAAGAUUGCAAGUGGAGUCUUAUAUCUAUGCAUUGCUCAGUAGUUCAGCUGUUCUGAGAUCUUUAGCAAUUCACCAGCAAGGCCGAGCGUCUAAGCAGACAGAAAGCAUUCCCUCUGAUCUGUGUCAACUAAAGGAAUGCAUUAGUGUCUUAUUCAUGUUCACCAGGAGAGUUAAUGAAGAUACUCAGUUUCAUGAUGAUAUUCUUCUCUGGCUGCAGAAAUUGGUAUCCGUGCUACAAAGAGUUGGCUGUCCUGGAGAUCACCUCUUCCUUCUAAACCAUAUUCUUCGAUGCCCCGCUGGUGUUAGUAAAUGGGCUGUUCCUUUCAUCCAGAUCAAAGUGUUGCAUAACCCAUCAGGGGUCUUUCAUUUUAUGCAAUCCCUUGCCCUGCUGAUGUCUCCUGUCAAAAAUCGAGCUGAGUUUAUGUGCCACAUGAAGCCCAGUGAGCGGAAGCCAUCCUCCUCAGGGCCUGGGUCUGGGACUUGGACGCUAGUAGACGAAGGAGGAGAAGAGGAUGAAGACCCUGAGACCAGUUGGAUUCUCCUUAAUGAAGAUGAUUUGGUUACCAUUUUAGCACAGUUCCCCUUUCAUGAACUCUUUCAGCAUCUUCUUGGGUUUAAAGCAAAAGGUGAUUAUUUACCUGAAACAACAAGACCUCAAGAGAUGAUGAAAAUUUUUGCCUUUGCCAACUCACUAGUGGAACUUCUGGCUGUGGGGUUAGAAACCUUUAAUAGAGCACGCUAUAGGCAGUUUGUGAAGCGAAUUGGUUAUAUGAUCAGGAUGACUCUUGGUUAUGUAAGUGACCAUUGGGCACAGUAUGUGAGCCAUAACCAAGGCUCAGGAUUGGCCCAACAGCCCUACUCUAUGGAGAAACUACAGGUUGAAUUUGAUGAACUGUUUUUGAGGGCUGUCCUACAUGUGCUGAAGGCCAAAAGACUUGGCAUUUGGCUGUUUAUGUCCGAGAUGCCCUUUGGGACUCUGUCUGUGCAAAUGCUGUGGAAGCUUUUCUACCUCAUGCACCAGGUGGAGAGUGAGAACCUGCAGCAGCUCUCCUCCUCCCUGCAGCCCGCCCAGUGCAAGCAGCAGCUCCAAGACCCAGAACAUUUUACCAACUUUGAGAAGUGUCUUUCUUCUAUGAAUAGCUCAGAAGAGAUUUGCCUUCUGACUACCUUUGCUCAGAUGGCUCAGGCCAGAAGAACCAAUGUGGAUGAAGACUUCAUAAAAAUUAUUGUUCUGGAGAUAUAUGAGGUAUCUUAUGUCACCUUGUCUACCAGAGAGACUUUUUCAAAGGUUGGUCGAGAGCUUUUAGGGACUAUCACAGCUGUUCACCCUGAGAUAAUUUCCGUCCUUCUGGAUAGAGUUCAAGAGACCAUUGACCAGGUUGGAAUGGUUUCUCUAUACUUGUUUAAAGAACUGCCUUUGUAUCUUUGGCAACCUUCUGCAUCUGAGAUAGCGGUGAUUCGGGAUUGGUUAUUGAAUUACAACCUGACAGUGGUGAAGAAUAAACUGGCCUGUGUUAUUCUUGAAGGACUGAAUUGGGGAUUUGCUAAACAGGCUACCCUUCAUCUGGAUCAAGCAGUCCAUGCUGAAGUGGCUUUAAUGGUUCUUGAAGCUUAUCAGAAGUACCUUGCACAGAAGCCAUAUGCUGGGAUUCUCUCUGAAAGUAUGAAGCAGGUUUCAUAUUUGGCCAGUAUUGUUCGAUAUGGAGAGACACCCGAGACCUCAUUUAACCAAUGGGCCUGGAAUUUAAUCUUGAGGCUAAAACUGCACAAAAAUGAUUAUGGAAUACAGCCGAAUUGUCCAGCUGUUCCCUUCUCCGUCACUGUGCCUGACAUGACAGAGUCACCCACGUUUCAUCCUCUCUUGAAGGCUGUGAAAGCGGGCAUGCCCAUUGGCUGUUAUCUAGCCUUAUCUAUGACAGCUGUGGGCCACAGCAUUGAGAAGUUCUGUGCAGAAGGCAUCCCACUGUUGGGAAUUCUGGUCCAGUCAAGACAUUUGAGAACAGUGGUUCAUGUCCUGGAUAAGAUUCUGCCUUUAUUUUACCCUUGCCAGUAUUACCUUCUGAAGAAUGAGCAGUUUUUGUCGCAUCUCCUCUUGUUCCUACACUUGGACAGCGGUGUCCCUCAGGGUGUCACACAACAGGUCACCCACAAGGUGGCACAGCACCUGACAGGAGCCAGCCAUGGGGACAAUGUGAAGCUUCUCAACAGCAUGAUCCAGGCACACAUAUCUGUAAGCACUCAGCCCAAUGAAGUGGGCCCCGUUGCUGUGUUGGAGUUCUGGGUUCAGGCUCUCAUAAGCCAGCAUCUCUGGUACCGAGAACAACCUAUCCUCUUCCUCAUGGACCACUUGUGUAAAGCAGCUUUUCAGCUGAUGCAGGAAGACUGCAUACAGAAAUUACUCUACCAGCAACAUAAGAAUGCCUUGGGUUACCACUGUGACCGGAGUCUGCUCUCGUCUUUGGUAAGCUGGAUUGUGGCAGGCAACAUCACUCCUUCCUUUGUGGAGGGCUUGGCCACGCCCACUCAGGUCUGGUUUGCCUGGACAGUGCUCAACAUGGAAUCCAUCUUUGAAGAGGACUCCCAGCUCCGGAGAGUUAUUGAAGGGGAAUUGGUGAUAAACUCUGCUUUCACCCCUGACCAAGCUCUGAAGAAAGCCCAGACUCAGCUGAAGCUCCCCAUCGUGCCAUCCCUCCAGAGGCUGCUGAUUUAUCGCUGGGCCCACCAGGCUCUGGUCACACCUUCUGAUCACCCCCUCCUGCCACUCAUUUGGCAGAAGUUCUUCCUUCUGUAUCUUCACCGUCCGGGACCACAGUAUGGGUUACCCAUAGAUGGUUGUAUUGGAAGAAGGUUUUUUCAAAGUCCUGCUCAUAUCAAUUUGUUGAAAGAAAUGAAGAGACGUUUGACCGAGGUGGCUGACUUCCACCAUGCUGCAAGCAAGGCCCUCCGUGUUCCAGCAGAGGGCAGUGAAGGGCUGCCAGAGAGCCACUCUGGCACCCCUGGUUACCUGACUUCACCAGAACUGCACAAGGAGCUGGUGAGGCUCUUCAAUGUAUAUAUAUUAUGGCUAGAAGAUGAGAAUUUUCAAAAAGGAGAUACCUAUAUCCCUUCUCUACCAAAGCAUUAUGAUAUUCACAGGCUAGCAAAAGUGAUGCAGAAUCAGCAGGAUCUGUGGAUGGAGUAUUUGAACAUGGAGCGCAUCUAUCAUGAGUUUCAGGAGACUGUUGGUCUGUGGACACAGGCCAAGCUUGAGUCCCAUUCCACACCCUGCAGUUUGUCCGUGCAGCUGGACUUCACUGAUCCUUUGCUGGCUAAAGAAAGGGUUUUAAGUAACUUGCGGAAGCAUGAGGCUCCCCAGCCUCCCCUUGUUCUGCACCCGACGAAGCCUCCUGUGCCAGUUAUUUCCUCUGCUGUGCUAUUGAGUCAGAAGGACGCCACCCAGCUGGUGUGCACAGACCUGAAUCUGUUGCAACAGCAGGCCAGAACCGCAGCUCUUCGGGAAUCUCAGCAGGUUGCUCUGGAUGGUGAGCUGUUGGACACAAUGCCAAAGCAGUAUGUGAAUCGUGAAGAACAGACCACACUACAUUUGGAGUGCAGAGGCAGCAGCGGUAAGAAAUGCCAAGGAGCCGCAGUUGUCACGGUUCAGUUUGAAGGCAUGCAUAAGAAUGAAGCCAUAAGCCAACAGCUUCAUGUUUUACGGAAGGAAGUGAAGCAGUUGCAAGCUGAAGCUGCUAAACCACCAUCACUUAAUAUUGUGGAAGCUGCUGUACAUGCAGAAAACUUGAUCACGGCCUUAGUGAAUGCCUACAAGUUGCAGCCUACACCUGGGAUUCAGAAAGUUGGCAUUAGCCUUUUCUUUACUAUUGUGGAUUACGUCAGCGAUGAGACGCAGCGUCAUCCCCCAACAAGGCAGUUCUUUACUUCAUGUAUUGAGAUCUUGGGACAGGUGUUUAUCAGUGGCACUAAAUCGGAGUGCAGAAAAGUACUUGAAACCAUUCUGAAGAACAGCAGGCUCUGCUCCCUGCUGUCUCCUUUCUUCACUCCCAGUGCUGCGCCUGCAGAGUUCAUACAGCUGUAUGAGAAAGUGGUGAAGUUUCUAAGUGAGGACAACAGUGAUAUGAUUUUCAUGCUGCUAACCAAGUUCGAUCUUAAACAAUGGUUAAGCGCCACUAAACCUCCUCUGUCUGAUCGUACCAGGCUUCUGGAGUCCAUUCACUUGGCACUUACUGCCUGGGGCCUUGAACCAGAUGAGGAUAUUUUGAUGCCAUUUAAUCUUUUCUGUAAGCACUGGACUUAUCUUCUUCUCUACCAGUUUCCUGACCAGUACAGUGACAUUCUCAGGCUGCUUAUGCAAAGCUCCGCGGAGCAGCUGCUGAGCCCCGAGUGUUGGAAGGCCACUCUGAGAGCCCUGGGCUGCUGCGCCCCCAGCUGCCAGCAGGGGGCAGCGUCCACCGAGGGCGCCGUGCUUCCCAGCUCUUCUGAUGCUCUCUUGUCAGACAAGCAGGUAAUGGAGACUAUACAGUGGCUUUCAGACUUUUUUUAUAAGCUUCGGUUAUCCAAGAUGGACUUUAAAAGCUUUGGUUUAUUCUCAAAAUGGAGUCCUUAUAUGGCUGAUGUGAAGACAUUCUUGGGCUACCUUGUGAAAAGGCUGAUUGACUUAGAAAUGACCUGUUUGGCCCAAGACCCAACUGCCAGCAGGAAAACAGUGCUGAAAUCCCUACAUUCAGUAAUCAUUCAGCUCUUUAAGCCAUGGAUCCUGGUUUUAGAGGACAACGAAAGCGGCCAACAGCGGCAUUACCCCUGGCUAGAGAGUGAUACUGUGGUGGCCUCAAGCAUUGUGCAGCUGUUCACUGACUGUAUUGACUCACUGCAUGAGAGUUUUAAAGAUAAGCUGUUGCCAGGUGAUGCAGGAGCCCUUUGGUUGCACCUGAUGCAUUAUUGUGAAGCAUGUACAGCACCCAAAAUGCCAGAGUUCAUUCUGUACGCUUUCCAUAGCACGUACCGGAAACUGCCAUGGAAGGACCUGCACCCUGACCAGAUGCUCAUGGAGGCCUUCUUCAAAGUGGAACGAGGAAGCCCCAAGAGCUGUUUCUUAUUUUUGGGGUCUGUACUCUGUGAAGUCAACUGGGUUAGUGUGCUCUCUGAUGCCUGGAAUUCCAGUCCCCACCCAGAAACCCGCAGCAUGAUUGUCUGCCUCCUUUUCAUGAUGAUUUUAUUGGCAAAGGAAGUUCAACUGGUAGACCAAACAGAUUCACCUUUACUUAGUCUCCUUGGACAGACAAGCUCACUUUCAUGGCAUCUUGUGGAUAUUGUGUCAUACCAGAGUGUGCUAAGUUAUUUCAGCAGCCAUUACCCGCCGUCCAUCAUCCUGGCAAAAGAAUCUUAUGCUGAAUUAAUCAUGAAGCUCCUAAAAGUGUCUGCGGGCCUUUCUAUUCCUACUGACAGCCAGAAGCAUCUUGAUGCAGUUCCAAAAUGCCAAGCUUUUACUCAUCAGAUGGUUCAAUUCCUCAGCACCCUGGAACAAAAUGGAAAAAUCACCUUAGCAGUCCUAGAACAGGAAAUGUCUAAGCUCUUAGACGAUAUCAUUGUCUUUAACCCGCCCGACAUGGACAGCCAGACCCGCCACAUGGCCCUCAGCAGCCUCUUUAUGGAAGUACUGAUGAUGAUGAACAAUGCGACUAUUCCAACAGCAGAGUUCCUUCGGGGCAGUAUCCGGACCUGGAUUGGCCAAAAAAUGCAUGGGCUGGUGGUGCUGCCCCUUUUAACAGCAGCCUGCCAGAGCCUGGCGUCCGUCCGCCACAUGGCUGAGACUACAGAAGCCUGCAUCACUGCCUACUUCAAAGAAAGCCCUCUCAAUCAGAAUUCAGGAUGGGGACCCAUUCUGGUAUCCCUUCAGGUUCCCGAGCUCACCAUGGAAGAGUUCCUGCAGGAGUGCCUCACCCUGGGCAGUUACUUGACUCUUUACGUCUACCUGCUUCAGUGUUUAAACAGCGAACAGACUUUAAGGAAUGAAAUGAAAGUGCUGCUCAUCUUAAGCAAGUGGCUGGAACAGGUGUACCCAAGCUCCGUGGAGGAAGAGGCAAAGCUGUUUUUGUGGUGGCACCAAGUCCUUCAGCUCUCCCUCAUUCAGACAGAGCAGAAUGACUCCGUCCUGACAGAAUCUGUCAUUCGAAUUCUGCUCUUGGUUCAGAGCAGGCAGAACCUCGUGGCUGAGGAGAGACUCAGCUCUGGGAUCUUGGGGGCAAUUGGGUUUGGCCGGAAGUCACCUUUGUCUAACAGGUUCCGAGUGGUUGCCCGAAGCAUGGCUGCCUUCCUUUCAGUUCAGGUUCCUAUGGAAGAUCAGAUCCGUUUGAGGCCUGGCUCUGAAUUACAUCUGACCCCCAAAGCUCAGCAGGCUCUGAAUGCUCUUGAAUCCAUGGCAUCAAGUAAGCAGUAUGUUGAAUACCAGGAUCAAAUAUUGCAAGCCACCCAAUUUAUAAGGCAUCCUGGCCAUUGCCUUCAAGAUGGGAAAAGCUUCUUGGCUCUUCUCGUUAACUGUCUGUAUCCAGAAGUGCAUUAUUUGGACCACAUACGAUAGUUAACACUGAGGCUCUUGAAAAACCCAUUGCUGUUUAUGUUUACAUUUAACUUUGCUGUUGCACAAGUAACUUUGCUCAAUUUCACUGUAGAGCUCAGUUUGGCCAAUGUGUAGUUGACUGAGAUGCAAGUUGGGAGGCAUUAGAUAUUAGAUAAUUUUGGGGUGUGUGUGUGUGUGUGUGUGUGUGUUUUCUUAGCUCUUAAGACCUUCUGGGGACUCUUUAAGUUUUUAUAUUUAUCCACAAGAGAAACUUACUAAGUUCCACUUGGGUACAGAGCCACUCACAGUUGCCGAAUGUCCCAGUCAUCUCACAAGACCUCCAGAUGGAGUUCUUUGUAUGUUUCCACUUCUGUCUCUGUUUUAUGUAAAUGUUCCAGAUCUGACAACCUUGGAAGUCACGCAGUACCCUUACUUUUAAACCCCAUUUGUGUUCCUCCAAAGUAAAAAAGUCAAUUUUGAAAAAUGUCUGCAUUUCUCAAAUGUGGACAAAUACAAUAGUUUUAAAGUAUUGUUUUUCUCAGAAGGGAGAUAAAAAUGCCGAGUUAGUUAAAGUGGGUCAUGUGUAAAAUACGACCACUUGAUCGUGAUCGUAGUGGGCAGCAGAGAUGAUGACAAGUCCAUUUCCAUCCAGCCGUGUAUCCUCAUGGAGAAGCUGCCUGUUGGAAUCAGGAUGGCAAGCUGGCAGUCUGGGAGGAGCAUGUUUUGCACAGAUGUUUUGUUUGGUCCACUUGGUAAGGAGUGCAGACAGGGCUGCCUCUCUCUAGUCGGGAGAGUCUGUGCAUUCCCUCGGGCCCUGACCCUAGCCUCAUUCACAUCACUCGCCCCUGUCGACACCUAAGUUUGCACCCUUUGAUAGACACCAUGUUCGAUAUCUGAAAGGCUCAGUGUCAGGAGACAGAGACUGAAGACCUGAUUCUCUGUUCCCUGCUUGUUUUUUAACUUCAAACUCAGAUGAAGCCAAUGGACCUGCUGAAACACUUGUCUGUGGAAACUGGGUCAGGUCAGGAGAUCUACUGAAAUUUGGCUUUUUUUCCAUAGCCACGUGCCUUCUGUUGUUGACAGUUCAUUCAUUAGCAAAGCCUGUGUGUAACUUUGCCUUGUUCUGUGGCCAUCUUCUUGCUCAUGUUAUUUCUCCUGGGAAUGAGCAGUUUGACUUCUGUUCCCACGUUCCUCAUUCUAUCAGCUCUAGAUGGAUUUUGCCUGCAUAGCUGGCUUAAUAUGUCUUUGUGUAUGGGUAGUUUGUAGCCUGGGAAUAUUUACCUAAAAAUGUCUAAACAGCCACCAAGAAUGUUUAUAGGGGUAUAGGAAUAUAGUUAACAGAGUGCUAAUCUCUCCUCAAAUGUCCUUUUGGAAUGCUUCCCUCAAAAUUGGGAAGUUGGUAGGAGCUUUUCUUUACUUUGAAUUUCUUUACUUGGACAGAACGAUUCUGCCUUAAAGACACGCUUUGCAGCUCUGAUAAAGAACAUCCCUGUUUAGUCUCUUGAGUUUUACAGGCCACAAAAUGUCCAUCUCAGAGGGAUCUGUCUCAGCUUUUCUUAUUUUUGCUUCUCUCUGUUUUCAAAAUUAAUCAUCUUGUUCUCUGUAUAAGAAAAUUUGAGAAGCUGUGGACAAUUUAAUAGUCUGAUCUGGCAACAGCGAUUUUUGUUUGGAAAUAUUUUGUGUUUUCUUUGAGGAGGAUAUAAUUACUGAUAUCCUAGGAUGUGAAAUUUUUGAGUGACAGUAUGCACAUUUUAAAGAAAAUUAUGAUUAAUCUGUAUAAUGUUUUUUGGUCUGUAAAAAUUAUAAAAAAUAAAAUCAUUUAUCUUUGGUUGUAA
Messenger RNA from Gorilla gorilla gorilla (western lowland gorilla), 10085 nucleotides. RefSeq names its product ectopic P-granules 5 autophagy tethering factor (gene EPG5). Gene Ontology annotation, cellular component: cytoplasm. The coding region runs from base 532 to 8271 and encodes 2579 amino acids. Gene Ontology annotation, biological process: autophagosome maturation. NCBI's taxonomy places the organism in Eukaryota, Metazoa, Chordata, Mammalia, Primates, Hominidae. The transcript is spliced from 44 exons. The record is from RefSeq and is a predicted model, not a curated record.